AUGAUAAUAACUUUUUCGGUUCACAAUAUUCCUACACCUUCACAAGAACCUAGUUUUCAACCCUUCGUUGAUAGUAAUACGUGUUUUGAAAAGUUCUCAACAAGCCCUGUCGCACGCGACGGCAAUAGCAGGAUUAAUUGUAAUAUCAUUGAUCUUGGAGUUACUUUGGUAAUGGGUGGAACUACUUACAAUUUGCAAGUUGCAUUGGCCUUUUCAGGUUUACUUUGGCUUGAAAAUCACGUGCUGUUACCUUUGCCGCGUCA
This is a messenger RNA of Funneliformis mosseae, 263 nucleotides long. NCBI's taxonomy places the organism in Eukaryota, Fungi, Glomeromycota, Glomeromycetes, Glomerales, Glomeraceae. The record is from the annotation of a GenBank genome assembly.